GCUAUACCUGUGGCCGCGAAUGUGGCAGCGUGACGGUUUAUUGCGGGAGCGACGAGAGGGUGUCACCGUGCUGGAUGCGCGGAAGCGUAAUCGGGCAAGGGUCGUUUGGGCGGGUGCAUCACGCAUUUGACAGACGAUCACGCGCCGAGUUUGCCGUGAAGACAGUCAGGAUUCCACCGGAGGCCGUUCGCGAUCCAGCGAGUUUGGUGGCGCAUAUGUCGAUGGCCAAGCUCCGUGCACUGGAGAACGAGAUCACCAUUCUAAGGCGGCUGGGUCCGUCUGCUUCCGUGGUGCAGUACCUUGGGGACGACUGGACAGUCGCCCAGGACGGGUACAUGAUGCGCAACCUGUUCCUCGAGCUUGCGAACGGGGGAAGCCUGGCGGACUUCUCGAAGCGCUUCGGCGGAAAGCUGGACGAGUCCAUGAUCCGGCGAUGUUGCCGAGGGAUCUUGCGCGGAUUGCAGCACGCGCACUCCCGAGGAGUGGUGCAUCGGGACGUCAAAGGUCAGAACGUCUUGGUGAUGGUCGACGAGGAGGGUGGGGUAACCGCCAAGCUGUCUGACUUCGGGUCUUCAUGUUGCGUCUGCGGGGACCCUGGUGCUGACGUCGACUGUCUAUCGCAGGAUUCGUCCAUUCCGAUGGAGGACGUAUCGCAGGAGAAGGCAGCCGCUUGCACACUGCAAUCCAUACCCCUCGCGGGCACCAUUCAGUGGAUGGCUCCCGAGGUAGCCUUCCAGAGCGACACGCUGGAAGGGGCUGCGGACAUUUGGUCGUUAGGAUGCACGGUUAUCGAGAUGGCAACCGGCAGAGCGCCGUGGGAGGACGUGGAGGGCACCAUGUCAACGCUGUUUCGCAUCGCGUGCACCAACGAAGUCCCUGCUUUCCCGCGUCAUCUGUCAUCAGAGGCCAAAGACUUUCUCUCCAAGUGCCUGGUCCGAGAGCCUUUCCGCAGGUGGUCGGCUUCACAGCUCCUCGAGCACCCCUUCGUCGCCGAUGCUGGACACGUGGCAGUCGGUUCUGCGCUCUGCGGGAGAAGCUCUGCGGACGUGGCGCUCACCAACCACCAUCCUCUUUAUUUCCCGCUGGUUGCGGAUCGAGUCCAUGCGGAACGGUUGGUCUCGUCACCUUUGGACGGCGGAAAGGUCAAUGUGGUGAGGGGAGAUUCCGCCAGCGUCGGCGGGGAUCUGAGCUUUGCCCCCACCUCUGUCAUCGGAGAUCCAUCCCGCAGGUGGUCGGCUUCGCAGCUCCUUGAUGUCCCGGUCUUAUCCGAUGACGGAGAGGAAGAAGUCGCGCGUGCGCGCGGCGGAAGAAGCUCCGCCGCUGACCCCGUGGCGGGAAACUGGGACCCCGUUGGUUUCCCCUUGACCGCGGAACGAGCACCCGCGGAAGAGUUGGUCUCGCCCCCUUUGGGGGGUGGCAGUAGGGGGACUAUGGUGGAAGAAGAUCACGCCGAAGAAGGUGGUGAGAUGCGCUGGAGCCCUGGAAGAAAGGAAUUGACAUGCGCCUCACGUUUGCUCAAGGGUCACGAAGAAGAAGCCUCUCCUCGACUUGUGCUUGAUCUUCCCACGUCCUUUUGCUCCGAGGGAUGGCAGGACGCUGCAAGUCGCCCUGGGUCAGUCGCGUUUUCAUUUUGCCCGGGCGACCGAGCAACCGCACGGGAUGUCUUCGUCGAUGGCUUGGGAUGGGAACGCGGUCAUGGCGCUGACAAGGGGCUUCGAUCGAUCGAGGCAACGUUCUCGCAGCCGAUUACGCCCCAGGACAACCAGGAAGCGCCUGCCAGCGGACGCAUUAGGGGGCCGUGCGAUGGCGCGGCGGCAGAGGAGGAGGCCCCCGGGGGAGGUGGCCUGUCUCCACGUCGAUCCCUGGAACGUCGGUCGUGGAAAUGGGAAGUUUUACGAGACGUCAACGAUAAAUCAGGCGCUGGCGGUGAGGAGACACCAGCGUCGCAGAAGGCGGAAGGUAGAUUGUGGCCGCCAGCAGACCGUGGGUUGUCGCCGUGGGGUCGUUGCGGUGACUGGAUUCAGGUAGUCCGCUGCGGGAGGAAACAGGAGUGUAGAGUACUUAAUCAGUCGAAGGAGACGCCAGCUGCCCACGAGUCGCAGCGGCGAUAGAAGCUGCGGUUUGGCAUCGAUCAUCACCUUGAUGUGUUGCAACCGUGGUAAACGUUAC
Chara braunii is the source of this 2169-nucleotide messenger RNA. The record is from the annotation of a GenBank genome assembly. NCBI's taxonomy places the organism in Eukaryota, Viridiplantae, Streptophyta, Charophyceae, Charales, Characeae.